This is a messenger RNA of Helobdella robusta, 1451 nucleotides long. RefSeq lists its product as hypothetical. Gene Ontology annotation, molecular function: RNA binding. Lineage: Eukaryota; Metazoa; Annelida; Clitellata; Rhynchobdellida; Glossiphoniidae. Gene Ontology annotation, biological process: tRNA 5'-leader removal. The coding region runs from base 31 to 525 and encodes 164 amino acids. The transcript has 6 exons. The record is from RefSeq and is a predicted model, not a curated record. Gene Ontology annotation, cellular component: ribonuclease MRP complex.
UGAAACUGGUGUUAUUCGUAUCAAAUCAACAUGGAGAGUUAUGAGAAAGGUGAGACAAGAGAGCUAGAAAUGGAAAACUCGGAAAUUCUCAAAUUAGUGCAGCCGGAUGUUGUUGUAAUGAAAGUUCACUCUGGAAGCAAAAUACGCAACUUGAUUAAUUAUGCAUUAAAAAAAUUUCAAAAUCCAUCAUUUAUGCAAAUAAUAUGGACAGGACACGGAUCGGCCAUUACGAAAGUUAUUUCCUCAGUUGAAAUUAUUAAACGACAGAUCCAGGGCUUGCAUCAGGUUACAAAUCUCGGCUACAAGAAAGUUGAAGAAACGUGGAAGCCAAAGAUGGAAGGCCUGGAAUCCUUAAUUGUAACAAGAAAUAUUCCUUUAAUCACAAUCCUUUUGUCCAAGAAUCCUCUCGACCCUAACAUUCUCGGAUACAGUGCGCCAAAGAAAAUCAAAAGCAAAUCAACGUCUGAAAGUUCAACUUCAAGAAAGAAACUUCACAAUAAAGAAAUUGUUGUUAACAAGACGUAACCAGAUUUUGAUUACUCAAUGAAUUUUAGCAAUAACUUCAACCACACACUAACUACUUUCUCAGUUUAAUUUUGUGAAUGACACAUCAGCCUAAUUAUUGUGAGCAAGCUUUUGUAAUUCUGUCCCGUUGAUUCGUAUUCAUGAUGGUUAUCUGAAAAUUCUUCAAAUGUUCAAAAUAGUUAAGCGUUAGAAAUAAUUUAAUAUUUUGUAUAAGAGUCGCAGAAAUAUAUUGUUGAAAAAGUAUAAAUAACAUUGCGUGCGUCAAAGACAUCAAGGGAAAGUAGUAAAAAUAUCUAUAAUUCACGCAACAGAUUAUUUUUCUGAGUUUUUCUAGAAAGCUAAAAUGUUAGCUGCGAUUCUUGUCAUACUUUUAUUUUUUAACCGGAAUUAAAUUUCGUCGUUAACGUUUUAGAGCCUUUUCCUUCUUGUUCAACACACUGUGAACAAACAGCAUGCGUGUGUGCGUACGCUUUGACCAAAACGCGUACGUACGGGUAUGUGAUCGGCAAUGGCGGAUCCAGAAUUUUGCCUUGGGGAGGAUAAUUUCAAAAUUACGGUGUUGAUGGUCUUUUUUUGCUAAUUCUCGCAAAAGCCCAUUCAUUCUUAUUUCUGUGGUAGUGAUUUUCAAAAUUCUUAGUUGAUGACCAUAUUUUGCUAAUUUUUGUUCUAUUAGUAUUUUAUACACAGAAUUUUCAAUGUUUUUGUCUUUCAUGGUCUGGCAGGAAGAAUGCGUCCUAGCACUCCAUCUGGAUCCGCCACCGGUUCGUGUUCAUGCAUGCAUAUGCAUUUUAAAUAUUGAACUCGAAACCUUGGUGCAUACUUGUGGUGGUACACCGGCGUAAUGAAAAUAGUUAAACUUUCUUGUUUAUGCCCGUUCGUCUCAGUGCUUAUUUAUUUUAUUCAAUAUCAAAAUUUUAAUUUAUAAC